This is a messenger RNA of Nerophis lumbriciformis (worm pipefish), 1560 nucleotides long. NCBI's taxonomy places the organism in Eukaryota, Metazoa, Chordata, Actinopteri, Syngnathiformes, Syngnathidae. The record is from RefSeq and is a predicted model, not a curated record.
AUGGAUGAGGAAACUCUGGAGGGCGCCAUCUCUACAUAUGAAGCCCAGCUGCAGCAAGUGGAUGCCACUCUGGCUGCUGGCCUGGACCCUUCCCAGCAAUGCGACCUACUCAAACUGAAACAGGACCUAUGCCAGCUGAUAGAACUCACCAAGGCCAGCCUGUUGUCCUUUCAAAAGAGUCUGCUUUUGGCCUCCCUGGAGAACACUGGCGGAGUGCAGGCCGAGGCGCCGAAGCCUGACACAAAAGGAGAUUUCGAUUCCGAGUUUGCUGCCUUCUAUAGUGAGCUUGGGGAGUUUUCGGGAACUAACUCUGAGACGAGGGAACCGGACCAGGAGACAGAUGCUGGUGUAGAAGAUAAGUGUGAAGACGAGGAGGGGGAGGAGGAAGAGGAAGAAACAUUGAGUGGUACCAAAGUUAGAGCGCCUUACAGGACGUCGUGGGGGACCCUAGAGUACCACAAUGCCAUGGUGGUCGGAGCAGAAGCACCAGACGGAGACGAGGCGCAAAUUAGAGUUUUGUACAUUUAUCCCACACAGAAGUCCAUGAAACCAUGUCCAUUCUAUUUGGAGGAUAAAUGUCGCUUCCAGGAUAAUUGCAGGUUUUCCCAUGGCGAAGUUGUGUACGUGUCAGAGCUCAGAGACUUUGUGGACUGUGACCUCAGUAACCUCGAGGAAGGCUCGUCCUGCUUGACCCGGCACGAGGAUGGCAUCUGGUACCCAGCCAGAAUCACAGGUAUUGACAAUGGCGUCUACACAGUCAAAUUUGACUCCCUGCUGCUAAAAGACGCAGUUGUUGAAGCCGACUGCAUCAUCCCACCACUAAGAGAGGAAGACACACCCUCCUCUGACUCAGACCCGGACAAUGCUGACGAUGAUGCAGCUUAUGCUAAAGUUUUGGAGCCCGCUGGCGAAUCGACUGCAAAUACUACUUCUUCAUUUGGAGGCUGGGAGGUCCACACCAGGGGCAUCGGAUCUAAGCUAAUGCUGAAGAUGGGCUAUGAAUAUGGCAAAGGUUUAGGUAAAACGCAGGAGGGCCGAGUCGAGCCAGUCAUGGCAGUGCUCGUACCCAAAGGCAAAUCACUGGACCAAUGUGCCGAGUUAACCUUGAGACGCGCUCACGGCAAGCCAAAUGAUGAUGUAAAAACCAGUCGGCCAAAGCGCCGACGAAAGCCAAGAGAAGCCAACGGGGAGCGCCGCACCGUUUUUGACUUUCUUAACAACAAACUCGGCGCCAAGCAGCGCAAUACCGCCGAAGAGGCGGCGGCGGGUUCGCCCGCACUCACCGGGGUAGAGGCCUACAAGGGGGGCAAGAGUGCCAAGAGAAGUCUGAAUGUGAGAUUGUUCCAGGCUGCUGAGAGGGUGUCGCAGACUGAGAGGGAGAUCCAGAACCUAACCCAAACGCUCAGCAGGCAGACGGGCAGGGACGCGUCCAGAGUGAAGCAGCUGGAACAGAAACUGUCGGCUGCUCGUCGGCUGCUGGCCCAGCAGAAGGCCCAGGAGCUGUCCAUCCAGAGAGAACAAAACAAGGCAGAUACACACAAGAAGAUGACCGAAUUCUAA